This is a messenger RNA of Plasmodium berghei ANKA, 705 nucleotides long. RefSeq names its product 60S ribosomal protein L7ae/L30e, putative. The coding region runs from base 1 to 705 and encodes 234 amino acids. Lineage: Eukaryota; Apicomplexa; Aconoidasida; Haemosporida; Plasmodiidae. The transcript has a single exon. The record is from RefSeq and is a predicted model, not a curated record.
AUGGAGAUAAAUUCUGUUAAAGACGACUCAUCUGAAUUAAAAAGGGAAAAAGAAAAAGAAAAGGGAGAAGAACAAGAACAAACCGAAAACGAACAAGAAAAUGAUAAUAAUAGUGUUAUUAGUACCAACAAAAAUAAAGAAAAAAAGGGUUAUGAUAAAGCAAUUGAAGAAAUAAAAAAAGAAAACAGUAAUUCAUACAUAUCAAAAAUUAGCGAACCAUUAUUAAAAAAAAAAUAUUAUAAAUAUCUUUUAAAAAUUAUAGAUUAUACAUAUCAUGCUAAAAUUAAUGCAACACAUAUAAUAAAAACUAAUGAACAACUUGAUGAUAAAAAAAAAAAAAUAUUAAAAACGAAAUUUUUAAUAAUAGGAUUGAGUCAAGUAAUUAAAGCUAUAAGAAGAGGUAUCAAAGGAAUACUCAUUUUAGCUAUUGAUGUAUUCCCCAUUGAUAUUAUUUGCCAUAUGCCAAUAUUUUGUGAAGAAAAUAAUAUUCCAUAUACUUUUUUUACAACUAAAAAUAAAUUAGCUCAUUUAUGUAAGUUAAAAAGAUCUAUUACUUGUUUAUUUAUUUGCAAGCCAAAUAAUAAUCUUACAGAGUUCGAAAACACAUUAAGUAAAUACAACAGCAAACACAAAAUUAGUAACUAUAAUAAAGCUUAUGAUAAAUUACAAAUAGCUAUCAAAAAAAAUCAUCCCUUUUUCCAGUAA